This is a messenger RNA of Asparagus officinalis (garden asparagus), 2820 nucleotides long. RefSeq lists its product as uncharacterized. Gene Ontology annotation, molecular function: nucleic acid binding; zinc ion binding. The transcript is spliced from 4 exons. The record is from RefSeq and is a predicted model, not a curated record. NCBI's taxonomy places the organism in Eukaryota, Viridiplantae, Streptophyta, Magnoliopsida, Asparagales, Asparagaceae. The coding region runs from base 1 to 2820 and encodes 939 amino acids.
AUGAGGAGGAAGAAGAAGAGUAAUCAAAAGCGAGUGCCAAGCAGUGAGAUAAUAGAUUCCAUGUUUGUUUAUCCAUCUUCGUCUACCUCUGGAGGUGAUGUUGCAGCGGAUGAAUUUGAGGAAUCCCAAAGAUCGGUGAAGGAGAGCAUGAUAAUGGAGAGUACUGGACCUAAGGGAGCCAAGAAGAAGAUAAGAGUCGAGGAGAUCUUAGCAAGGUCUACUCCGAUCUCAGAUCCUCAGGUGAAUUCUGGAUUUCAAGCUUCUCGUCAAUUAUCAAAUCUCUGGUCAGAUAAAGUUGAAAUAGAUUUUGAAUCUGGAUCUAAUUCAAAUCUGGAUGAUGUUAAUCUAGAAGAUCUAAAUAAGAUGGAUUUAAAGGAUUCUGAUUCUAAUAGUAACACAAAAUUUGUGGAUCUCAUCAAAGUUAGUGCUGAGUGUGAUAAUGAUAAAGCAGAGCGUGAAUCUGGAAUGUUUAAAAAAUCAAAUGAUGUUGCUAUGGAUGAUGACUGUAAAAUUCAUGAGAAUUCUGGAAAAAAUCAGCCAAAAACUUAUGCUAGUUUGUUCGCUGAUAAUAGAAAGAGUGGAGAGGGAUUAAAGUUGAAUUUUGUUCCAUUCAAUGAAGAAAAUACAGUUACUUUCUCUCCUGAAGAAUGGAAAGAAGGUGAAAAAUACUGGAGAUAUGCUCUUAUUGGCCAUGUUAUUGGUCUAAAUGUGAGUUAUAAAUCAAUGGAAGCCUAUAUAAAUAAAUUGUGGGGGAAAAUCUCAAUCCCUGAAAUUCUUUUAAUCAAACAAGGUGUGUUCCUUUUUGAUUUUCACACUGAGAAGCAAAUGUGUGAAGUUUUGGAGGCAGGACCUUGGUUUUUUGGCUCAAGGCCAUUAGUUCUUAAACCAUGGAAAAUUGAUACCGAUGUAGACAAGAUUCAGGAUUUCAGCUACCCUAUGUGGGUUCAAUUUCCAAACUUGCGCUUGAAUCUGUGGAGUUCUACAGGGAUUAGUAAAAUUGCUAGCAUAAUUGGAAAUCCUAUAACUACUGACAAACUUACAGCUACAAGAAAGAGGUUAUCUUAUGCUAGGGUGCUGCUAGAAGUUCAAUUGCCUCUGAAACAACCUUUGCCUGAUCAACUGGUUAUUCAUGGACCUGAUGGAAAGUGUUUCACCCAAAAAGUGAUUUAUGAACUCAAACCUAGAUGGUGUAAUUCUUGCAAUGUUAUAGGGCAUCUAUCCGAACAUUGUCGAAGGAAAGAACUCAAACCUAGAUGGUGUAAUUCUUGCAAUGUUAUAGGGCAUCUAUCCGAACAUUGUCGAAGGAAAACUGGAAGAAUGAGAUGGAUGCCUGUUAACAGGAAUUCUAAUGCUCAAAAAUCUGGAUCAAUUGAUAAAGGGACUGCUGAAACAAAUGGUACAAAUUCAAUCUCUGAAAAUAAUCCCAGUAGUGGAGAGAAUGGAUGUAAGCCUGAUGAUAAUCAUGUUGGAGUAUCUGGUGUUUUUUCUGGUGCACGUGCACAGGAUGAUUAUACUCUUUCUGGGGCACAUACACUGGUUAAUACUGUCAGAGUUGGGGGAUCAAAUGCUAGAAAUUCUGGUGCUUCUGGUGCACGUGCACAGGAUGAAUCUGGAUCUGAUGAUAUGCUAUAUUCUGAUACUCUUUCUGGUGCACAUACACUGGUUAAUACUGUCAGAGUUGGGGGAUCAAAUGCUGGAAAUUCUGGUGCUUCUGGUGCUGCACAUACACUGGUUAAUACUGUCAGAGUUGGGGGAUCAAAUGCUGGAAAUUCUGGUGCUUCUGGAUUCACUAGUAUUGCAAGGGAUAAAUCAGCAAGAAAAGUUAGCAGGAAAAUAAAUAAUCAAGGGAUUUUUCAGGCUUCUCAUUUUUCUCUCCUGGAGCAACAGUCUGUUGCUAGAAAAAUUGCAAAGGAUUGGGACUGGAUUUCAAAUGCUCACCAAGCUAGCAGAGCCAGGAUUUGGAUUAUUUGGAAUAGCAAUAUUCUUACUAUUCAGAAAAUUGCCUCUUCAGAUCAAAAAGCUCUUUGGCAAGACCUUCUCUCUUUCAAUCAAAGUAUAAAUGUUCCAUGGUUCAUUGGGGGAGACUUCAAUUCUAUCAUUAACAAUAGUGAGAAGAUUGGUGGUGCUGUUGUUUCUAACUUUGACACAGAUGAUUUUCAGAAUUUCAUUAAUUCUUGCCAGCUACUACAUCUCAAGUCCACUGGUUGUUUUUUCACCUGGUGUAAUAAACAAGAUGCAGGCACUAGAAUUUGGAGUAGGCUUGAUAGAAUACUAAUAAAUGAAGAAUGGAUUCACAACUUCACCUCAAGUCAAGUGGAAUAUUUAGCUCCAAAUUGCUCAGAUCAUUCUCCUGCCCUUAUUACUAUUGAAGAAGAAAAUUUUAUAGGUAAAAGGCCUUUCAAGUUCUUCAAAAUGUGGACAAGUCAUCCUGAGUUCAUUGGUGCUGUGAAGUCAAUUUGGGAGCAAAACACCAAUGGUUUUAAGAUGUAUCAGGUUUAUACUAAACUCAAAAAUCUUAAACCUGUGUUGAAGGAUCUGAACAAGAGACACUUUAUGAAUAUUAGUGAGCAAGUGUUGAGAGCAAAGGCUGAAUUAGAGGAUGUUCAACAGCAGAUAAGUUCUGAUCUUUUUAAUUCCUCCCUGAUUCAGAAAGAAAGAGAAUGUCUGAAAAAAUAUGACAGACUUCUUAACUGUGAAACCUCCUUCUAUAGUCAAAAGGCAAAUAUCAAAUGGAGCAUAAAUGGUGACAAAUGCACCCACUUUUUUCAUUCAGUCAUGAAAGUUAAAAGGCAUCAAAAUAGAGUUCUGUCUAUUUACUGA